Molecule: messenger RNA, 1299 nt
Organism: Psilocybe cubensis
Lineage: Eukaryota; Fungi; Basidiomycota; Agaricomycetes; Agaricales; Agrocybaceae
Exons: 3
Coding region: 1-1299 (432 amino acids)
Biological process (GO): mRNA splicing, via spliceosome
Cellular component (GO): U2-type spliceosomal complex
Source: RefSeq, a predicted model, not a curated record
AUGGGAGGUGGCGACCUUAACAUGAAGAAGAGCUGGCAUCCGCUGCUCCUGAAGAAUCAGGAGCGGGUGUGGCUGGAAGAGAAGAAGGCGCUCGAGGAAAAGAAGAAAUUGGACCAGCUUCGCAAAGAAAAAGAGGAAGAACGUCAGCUCCAAGAACUUCAGAGACUCCAAGAAGAACAGACAGGCAAGAAACGUACCGAAAAGUUGGAAUGGAUGUAUGCAACUCCCGCGACUGGAAGUAAUCAAAAUCCAAAUGAUUUAGAGGAUUAUCUCCUGGGAAAGAAACGGGUCGACAAAAUCUUGACCGGAGACGAGAAUGACAAGGUUGGAGCAUCCCAUAAAAACUUCAUUGCCGUUCAAAACGCCAAUACUUCUCGCGACAUUGCUGCCAAAAUUAGAGAAGACCCAUUAUUGGCUAUUAAACAGCAAGAACAGGCUGCGUAUCAAGCACUCUUAUCCAAUCCUCUCCGCCUGGCAAAGAUGCAGAAGGAACUAGGAGUUAAGCCCAAGAAAGACAAAAAGGAAAAGAAGAGGGCAAAAGAGGAACGAAGGCGACUGAGACAUGAACAUAAGCACGGGCGCUCGGGUUCGCGUAGUCCGAGAAGAGUUGACAGAGACAGAUCGCCGCUCUCAGACGAUUACCAUUCCUCGAAACAUACUCGAAGCCCACGUCGCCGUUCACGUUCACGUUCACCCUCAUCUUACCGCCGGCGUGACGAUAACUAUUCUGAAAAACCCCGGAGGUAUAGCCCCGAGGUUGAACGAGGGCGAAGCAGAAGCAGAAGCAGAAGUCCCCGACCUCGUCGAAGAGACGACUCAGAAAAACGCUAUCGCAGCGGUCGAUCGCCGUCUGUCGAGCGUUAUAACUCACGACAAAAUGGCAGGCAUUAUCGCCAGUCAUCGCCAUCUCGAUAUAAUGCUUCUGUCAAGCGAGAUCGUACCCACAGUCCGCGACCCAGGAGUCCGCCUCCUAAACGCAUUCGUUCUGGACGUUCACCCUCUCCUACCAGCAUUCCUCCGCCUCGAGCAUCUAGUAACAAGUUUGACGAAGAUCGGGCAGCUCGGCUUGCUGCUAUGUCCGCUAAUGCCACAGCGAUGUCUGAAGACAGACAAAAACGCCUGGCAGCUCUGCUGGAGAAAGAGAAAGCUGAAUUAGAAGCCGAUGAGCAAGCCAGAGCCAGGUCAAAGGGUAUGUCUGGGUAUUUGAGUCAGGAACAGAAACGAGUGUUCGGUGGGUUGGGAGGACUGGAGGAUAGGAUCAAGAGGGGACGAGGCGGCAUGGUUGUUGAUGCGGACUAA